Molecule: messenger RNA, 1047 nt
Organism: Dufourea novaeangliae
Lineage: Eukaryota; Metazoa; Arthropoda; Insecta; Hymenoptera; Halictidae
Gene: Nacalpha
Product: nascent polypeptide-associated complex subunit alpha
Exons: 6
Coding region: 173-817 (214 amino acids)
Biological process (GO): protein targeting to membrane
Cellular component (GO): nascent polypeptide-associated complex; cytoplasm
Source: RefSeq, a predicted model, not a curated record
UAUUGUCAACGAUGAACGCGCGAGAUGUUUGCGCCUCGAUGAUCUUUAUUCACCAAAUUUGCCGUGCUCAAUAGCACUAUAUAAAACGUUCUACGAACUUAAAGGGACUCGAAGUUUCUCGUGUUCAUCAAAACAUGUACGAAUUCGUCGCGAUAUCUUAACAUCAAUAAACAUGCCGGAACUGACUGAACUUGACAAAGCUAUGAGCUCUGAACCUACUAAGGUUGAAGCGGCAGCUGCAGGAUCUGGAACUGAUUCAGACUCUGAUGAUACUGUCCCAGAAUUAGACGAUGCACGUGCAGGUGGUACUGUUGGUUUUCCAGGAACGACCGUUGCUGGUCUUCCGAUUGACAUGGUCUCUAAGGCUAAACAAAGUCGUGGAGAGAAGAAAGCUAGAAAGCUUAUGAGUAAAUUAGGAUUAAAACCUGUUCAAGGAGUUAACAGAGUGACUAUUCGUAAAUCAAAGAAUAUUUUGUUUGUAAUCAAUAAGCCAGAUGUGCUAAAGAGUCCAGCUUCAGAUACAUAUAUAGUAUUUGGUGAAGCCAAGAUUGAAGACCUCAGUCAGCAAGCUCAAGUGGCAGCUGCUGAGAAGUUCAAAGAACCACCAGUUAUUCCAGCAACUGAAGCUGGAGGCAGUACUACUGUUGUUGCACCUAUACAAGAAGAAUCAGAAGAAGAGGUUGAUGAGACGGGAGUCGAAGAAAAGGACAUUGAAUUAGUAAUGUGUCAGGCCAAUGUGUCUCGAGGGAAAGCUAUUAAAGCUCUCAAAAAUAACCAGAAUGACAUUGUUAAUGCUAUUAUGGAAUUGACAAUGUGAUGAAGCUGCGUAGCAGUAGGGUGCGCUACUACAUACGUCGUAGUUCACAUUGUGAGGUCAUCUUAUUAUAUCAUCCGCGUUGUCAGGAAGAAACAUCAUCCUUUUUGUCUCAUUACAUUGAAAGGAUAAGUUCGAAUACCGAGAGACCAGAGUUCGCAUAGAGACCGUGAUGCUUGUCUCGAAAAAUCCACAUGUAUAUACAUAAUUCAUAUGAAAAAAAUAUACUAAGG